CCAGCGCUUGCAGCCCGGGGCAAUAGUUACAGAUGGGCCAGUGGCUACUGCCCCACAAACCGUUCCGCCGUCACUUCCUCCUGGGUCAUCUACCUAGGCCACACACCCUUGCUUUCCCCUCGCCUUGCCCCCAUCUUGAGUUAGUUGUCACAUCCUGUAGAUUUUACCACCAAAUCUCACAUGCUUGUACAUCUCCUGGUAGACACCCCCCUCCCUGAUCAGACUCCACUGAGGCCACACAGCCACUCCAGCAGGUGCAGAAUCUCCUGGCUGCCAGUAUUGAGGUGAUACAAAGUGGCUGCUGUUGCUCCGGCUGCCACCUCUGUGUCCAGGCUGGAAGACAAGGAAAGGCAGACCCUCCAGGCGAAGCUGCUGCCCUUUCAAGUUCCCAUCCUGGGACUGUCCGCAGCAAAGCUGUGUCCUGCUGGCCUGCACACGGACUUGCAGCUGUACAAGGGUGAUCCAGGGCUUCCCAACUGCACCUGGAAAAGCACACUCCAAUUCCAAGGAGGAAGUGGGGGCCUGGCCCAAGCCGUCCAUCUCCGCCGAGCCGGGGCUGACCAUCCCCCUGGGGCAGAACAUGACCUUCGUGUGCCGGAGCCCUGAAACGUUCAGACUCUUCCGCCUGGUGAAAGAGGGAAUCAGGGUAAAGGAUGAGAGGAGCACUUCACCCGACCAGACCGAGACGCGGUUCCCCAUGGGCCCAGUGGAGGCCAGCAUGGCCGGGCGGUACCACUGUGUCUACCUUACUUCACAUGGCUGGUCUGACCACAGUGAAGCGCUGGAGCUGGUGGUAGCCCCGGAGGAGGUCACCCAGGCCUCCGUCCCUGAUCCGGCUCUGCCCUCAGUGCCUACCUUCUGGAAGCACACGGUAUCCAACGGCAUCCGCCUGGGCCUGGCCGGGGUGGUCCUGCUGAUCCUGGCAGCCAUUCUGGCAGAAGCUUGGUACAGCGAGCGCAAGUCCCAGUAGAGGUGUCCAGAGUGGACAUUGGAGGGCACCCUCCGGGGGGUUUAGACCCCGCAGCACUGGAGCCCAAAGAGGGGGGCUGCUGGCAAUGCAGCAUUGCCAAGGGUGCCAGGAGAGGAGGUACCUGCCGAGUCCAGACGGAACACAGCAGCCCACACCCCAGCCUGCCCUCCGUGGGCACACUGGGCUUCUGCUGAGCACUCCAAGGUGUGCUGGGCGUCCUCUACCCCUUGCCACAGCCCCUUGCCCACGCCUUGCUGGAGAUGGUCUCUCACCCCA
Molecule: messenger RNA, 1246 nt
Organism: Ochotona princeps (American pika)
Lineage: Eukaryota; Metazoa; Chordata; Mammalia; Lagomorpha; Ochotonidae
Product: leukocyte immunoglobulin-like receptor subfamily A member 6
Exons: 3
Coding region: 581-970 (129 amino acids)
Source: RefSeq, a predicted model, not a curated record